GUGCCUACACGCUUGCCUUAUCUUCUCCCGUUCACCCCGCCGUGCGCGCGCGCCCCCGCGGCGACAACCGGGCGACCGCCGCCGACCUACGCCAGGUGCCAAGCCGUUCCUCAGUCCCAUCACGAGGCCUUCAACGAGCCCUUCGCCGGCGACGAGAAAAUUUGAUUCUAGUUAACUAUUCAAGAAGUAGGAGAUGAUGAGCUACUUCCAAACCACUACUUGCAAGCCUCAAAGCAGGGUCGUUGUGAACAAACCUAUACCAGGUCUUGGGAGCACAAGUCAGCAUCCGUUAUAUUCACAUGCUCUCAGAUUCCACAGGCUGCAACAGAAGGUGUACCCAAGGCUACUUCUCGUUGCUGCUAGCCACAAAAGGCUUACUCCUGUAUGUGUCUUAAGUGGAAAGGGAAAUGCUGGCACUGCUGAUGAUGUAAGUAGCUUCUAAGGCCUCCCUUUUAUGCUUGAUGUAUCCUAUCAAUUUAUCAUGCAAAAAUGCAUAGUUGUGUUCUUUUCUUGACACGAUUCCGGGUCUGUAAUGAAUACAUGCCAAAUGAUAGCGUUACCAUGGCUUCACUGCCAAUUACCAAAAUUUUGGUCAUGCAUAGGUUUUGUCCAAGCCAGUUGUUGGUAGGUUAGUUAGUUUAUGAACUUAAACAAAGUUGAUGCUUUGUCGGUGCCAAAAUUUAUGAAUGCCACCCCUUGGCAUUGUUGAAUUAAGGAAGACAUGCUUAGAAUGAUAUUUUUGUUUGCAUGUGCCAUACGCCGAUACUGUGUUAGAUAUUUAUUAAACUGAACUAAUGUAUGAUAUAUUUGGUGGAUCAAUGCAAACUUCUCUUGUCUCGCAUCAGAAUUGUCAUACUCCUUGAGGUGGAUUACGGGCCUGUUUGGUUCGUGGCUAACUGUGCCACACUUUUUCUAAGGUUAGUCGUCUGAAUUGAAGAACUAACCUAAGACAGAAAAGUUAGGUAAAAUAUUGCAAGUUAGGCAGCAAACCAAACAUGGCCUACGUUUGUUGUUUUUUGUAAGUCAUAAUCUGCUGGGUUAAUCUCAACUACUUAAAACUAUAUUUGCUUGCUUGUGCUAUGUAUUAGUACUGAUAUUGGAUGUUUCUGCUAUCGCUUGUGCGGCUUAAAUUGUAAAGUUAGUGUGAUAGGAAUCACAUUCAAUGGUACUUCUGCCUACGGUGAAUCUGGAAAGUUCCAUUACAACACUAGAAGUUAGGCUAUUCCAUCUUCUACCUCUGUUUUUUACAUGUUGUAUUUGUAUUAGUUUUGGCGUAGGUCAAACAUUUAUAUCUUUGGCCAUCAUUUUUUUUAAAAUGUAUAGGUUAACAACAUAAGAUUUAUGUUUUUAGAUUCACUAUGAAAAAUACUUUCAUAAUAUAUGGUUCACAUGUUGCAAAACUACAUAGUUUUUUUCCUGAAACUGAUGGUCAAAGUAAUGUUUGACUUAGGACAAACUUAAUACGGCUUGUAAAAUAAAUGGAUGGAGUAUGUUAGGCUACCUUAUCGAAUUUAAACAUGGAUCAAGGGUACAUAUUAGGAAUAGCUGGCUUGGUCAAGAAACCAAAUAUAUAGGAAAUGUUUCUGUCCCCAAAACAUUUACUUACAUUUAGUUCUGUUAAGGGCACGUUGAUACGGCUGGGACGUUUAGGGGAAUGGAUAGGGGAGAUUAGCAGAGCUUGGGACUGAGGGAUGGAGCAGAUUGGAUAGGGAGAUCGGCGAGAACAGCUACUAUCACCCACGACCGAUGAAGCCACGAUGACCAAAGCCCUCUCCGAAAGGAAAGCAACUUCUUCGAUGAAAUCCCUGCCUUUGAUGGAAUCUUUGAAGAAAGCUAUGGCUGAUGCAAAAAAGCCCAGGUCCAUACAAGACUUGCUGAAGGAGCAGGUGGCUAAACUCAGAGAACAAGCAUCCGGUGGAGGCGGAGGGAAUGGGAAUCGCCGUGGAGGCAGUGGUGGUUCUGGUGGCCCAGAUGAUGAGUCCUUCAAGGAAGCAUUGGAUGAAGUAGUCCAAGUUAUCUUAGCCACUGUUGCUUUCAUACUUGUGUACAUCCACAUAAUCAGAGGGGAGGAGCUUUACCGUCUUGCCAGGGACUACACCAGAUAUCUCGUCACUGGUAAGAGAACUGCCCGACUGAAGCGUUCCAUGCAAAAGUGGCACAACUUCUCCGAAAGCUUCAUGCAGAAGGAAGGCUCAGAAGAGGACCAAUAUGAGAAACCUACAUGGUGGCAACAGCCUCAGAAACUUGUGCAUCUUAUGGAGGAGCUUUGCAGGGGAAAUUGGCGUCCCCAUGCCCAGGAGUCGUAGUUGAUGGUGUACCAUCACGCCCCUCUUUUUUUUUUGACCCAUUGCAGAAUGCAAAAUAGGAACGUGGGCUGGUGCAGUGGAGUAAGGUCGCCUGGACCAGUGUUUUUUGUUGUUGUUCUUUAUCGGCUAUUUGUCUCUGGUUUCUUAAAAGUAUGUAGAGAGUGAGUGAAUUCGUGGCAUUUUUGCAGUUGAUGGGACCGUGUUUUGAGACUGUAACCUGCCAAUCAAACGUUGGAGAUACCUUUGCAUCUGGUCGAUCAAAA
Messenger RNA from Zea mays, 2569 nucleotides. RefSeq names its product glycine-rich protein. Bases 1758 to 2306 code for a protein of 182 amino acids. The record is from RefSeq and is a predicted model, not a curated record. Gene Ontology annotation, cellular component: chloroplast. The transcript is spliced from 4 exons. NCBI's taxonomy places the organism in Eukaryota, Viridiplantae, Streptophyta, Magnoliopsida, Poales, Poaceae.